AGGAAGACUCAGUCAGUCAUCCAAGGGCAUUCUCGUAAUUCCAUUAAUUAACUCUCAAUUUCCCACACCUAUAAAAAUCCAGCAAAUCCCAUUUUCACCCAAAAAUAGAAAACAAAAUCCCAAAAAAUUUUUACCCCCAAAAAAAAAUCACAUACUUUCCCCGCCAUUUGCUUCUUACAAUUCUUUCUUUUUCAAUCUGAUAAUUCAUAUUCAUCUCUUCUCUAAGUUCUAGGGCUUCGAAACUCUCAGCUUGAACCAAAAAAACCCUAAUUCCCUUUAAAAAAACCGCCCUCAGAUUUCCGCAUUAUUACGCUUCGUACCACUCCCUACAUGCUCUCUUCGCACUCCGAAUCAUCAUCGUCGUCACCUCGGACUCACCGGCGGUUCACCAAUCGAUGAGCUAUCCAAUCAAUUCGGGUUCGGGCUCGGGCUCGGCGGGCCAGGGCCAACGCGGAAUCGGACUCUCCAACACCAUACACUCGGAGGUCGCGCCGUGCUUGCCUCUGCCUUCGCUCCCUGUCUUCUGCGGCGCUUCCGAGCAGGACCUUCGCCUCUUCGACGAGCCUCGCGGCGGCGGUAGCUUCGGGUCGCUCAAUCGCGCCGACGUUCUCUCUCAGGCUAGUCGAAUCUCUGAUCUGCUCCGCCAAACUGACGUGUCUUACUUGAUUCUCAGAGACAAUACAAGGGCAGUUCCAUAUGGAUAUGUGGAGCCUUUAGAACUACAUGAACAAGUUCUACGAUGUAGUUCGGAAGCAUUUGAGUGCAGUACUGCAGGUCCUAUUAAGGAGCCAAUCUCUACCAGUACAGUACCUGAAAAGAAGUCCUUUGAGCAAAGCAUACAUAUUACAAGUAAAGCUCAAAGAGACUACGGGGCAACUCACAAUUAUCAACCUGACUAUGUUGUAGCUAAUAACGUAUCGACAUCAUCUUCUAGGAAACCAAAAGUAAAGAAGAAAAGUAGCGAUAAUUUCUCAUCAUCGGUUGGACCAGAUCCUGCUGAGCUUCAAGAUGCCACCAUUGGAAACUUUUGUGAGUUGUUGGAGGACUUCUGUGGUAGAGCUGAAAUUCCUAGUGAUGAUCGGGAUGAAGCAGAGUGGUUAGCAGUGCCACUUUCUGAUCUUAGGAUGCUAAUAAACGAAAUAAUGUCUAUCCGUGCAAAGAAACUUCUACAUUUGGUUCCUGUAGAUAUUCUUGUUAGGCUUUUAAGGGUUCUUGAUCAUCAAAUACAUCGAGCAGAAGGCUUGACCAUUGAUGAAUGCGAGCAUUCAGAUUCAGAUAUAGUUUCAUCAAUCUUUUGUGCUCUGGAGUCCAUUCAUGCUGCUCUAGCAGUAAUGACUUACAACCAAAUGCAAAAGCAGCUCUAUAAAGAAGAGAUUAUUGAAAGAAUUCUAGAGUUUUCCAGGCGUCAGAUAAUGGAUGUCAUGUGUGUUUAUGAUCCAUCAUAUCGUGCCUUGCAUAAACCAAGUGAAAAUGGGGGAUUUGAAGGUGACGAAGAUGAAGAGCUUGAUGCUGAACUUGGUUUGGCAAGCAAGAAACGACGUAGUAAUAAGACUGUUAGAGUGAAGAAAUCGUCAAUAAACAAGGUCUCUGCCUCUGUGAAUACUAUUCUUCAGAAAAUGUGCACUAUUCUUGGUUUUCUCAAGGAUUUGUUGUUAAUAGAGAGGUUGUCGGAUAGUUGCAUUUUACAACUUGUGAAGACGAGCUUUACGACAUUCUUGGUGGACAAUAUCCAGCUCUUGCAACUAAAGGCAAUUAGUUUAAUAAGCGGGAUAUUCUAUUCAUACACACAACAUCGUACUUAUGUAAUAGAUGAAAUACUUCAGCUACUUUGGAAGUUACCAUCCUCAAAGCGAGCACUAAGAUCUUACCACCUACCUGAUGAAGAACAAAGGCAGAUUCAGAUGAUUACUGCUUUGCUGAUUCAGUUGGUGCAUUGUAGUGCAAACCUUCCUGAAGCUUUAAGGCAAUCAUCAAGUGGUAAUCCCAUCUUAGAAGUCUCGAUUGAUUCUAGUUACCCUGUAAAAUGCCAUGAGGCGGCCACGGAGGCAUGUUGUUAUUUUUGGACCCGUGUGCUUCAGCGCUUUGCAAGUUUGAAGACUCAAGAUGUUUCUGAGAUGAAAUCAAUGAUGGAGAAUCUUGUUAUGGAUUUGCUGACAACGUUGAAUUUACCUGAAUAUCCUGCUUCAGCUCCUAUUCUGGAGGUUCUGUGUGUCUUGUUACUCCAGAAUGCUGGGCUGAAAUCUAAAGACAUCUCUGCACGUACGAUGGCCAUUGACCUUCUUGGCACAAUAGCUGCGAGAUUGAAGCGUGAUGCUGUACUUUGCAGAAGGGACAAAUUUUGGGUAUUGCAGGAACUGGUUAAUGCUGAUGGUGCUGCUGAUUGCAGAUAUCCGAAAGAUGCAUGUUCUAUAUGUUUGGAUGGAAGGGUUGAAAAAUUGGUCUUUGUAUGUCAAAGUUGUCAGAGAUCAUUUCAUGCUGAUUGCAUUGGAGUAAGAGAACAUGAAGUUCCUAACAGAAGCUGGCAGUGUCAAUUUUGCCUCUGCAGGAAGCAACUUCUUGUAUUACAAUCAUACUGCAAAUCGCAGUUCAAGGAUGAUGGUAAAAAGAAUCAGAGUCGGUCAGAAAAAAAUCCUGAAGCGUCUGAUCCAAUUACAAAUGCUGAAAUUAUUCAACAGCUGCUAUUGAAUUACCUUGAAGAUGUUGGUUCUGAUGAUGUGCAUCUCUUUGUUCGCUGGUUUUAUCUCUGCCUGUGGUGCAAGGAUGAUCCUAAAUCUCAGCAGAAGUUCAUUUACUACCUGGCUAGAUUGAAAUCAAAAGCAAUAAUACGUGAUCCUGGAACUGCUUCUUCGUUGUUAACAAAGGAUUCAGUCAAGAAGAUUACUUUAGCAUUGGGACAAAAUAACUCUUUUUCUAGAGGGUUUGAUAAGAUUCUUCAUAUGCUUUUGGCAAGUUUGAGGGAGAACUCUCCUGUAAUUAGAGCUAAGGCCCUAAGAGCGGUUAGUAUUAUUGUAGAAGCUGAUCCUGAGGUAUUAUGUGAUAAACGUGUGCAAUUGGCUGUAGAAGGAAGGUUUUGUGACUCUGCAAUAUCCGCAAGGGAAGCGGCGUUGGAACUUGUGGGCAGGCAUAUUUCUUCGCAUCCUGAUGUUGGUUUGAAGUACUUUGAGAAGGUUGCUGAGAGAAUAAAAGACACCGGAGUUAGUGUUCGAAAACGAGCUAUUAAAAUCAUUCGAGAUAUGUGCACUUCUAAUGCCAACUUCUCUGAAUUUACGAAUGCGUGUAUUGAGAUCCUUUCUCGUGUUAGUGAUGACGAAUCUAGUAUUCAGGAUCUUGUUUGCAAGACAUUCUAUGAGUUCUGGUUUGAGGAACCUUCUGGUUCAGAGACUCAGUUUUUUGGAGAUGGUAGUUCUGUUCCACUUGAGGUUGCUAAAAAAACUGAGCAAAUUGUUGAGAUGUUGAGGAGGAUGCCAAAUCACCAACUUCUCGUCACUGUCAUUAAGCGCAACUUAGCUCUUGAUUUUUUUCCACAAUCAGCUAAAGCUGCUGGGAUCAACCCUGUAUCUCUCGCAUCAGUGCGUAAGCGUUGUGAGUUGAUGUGCAAAUGCUUAUUGGAAAAGAUACUACUGGUAGAGGAAAUGAAUGGUGAGGAGGUGGAGGUGCGUGCACUUCCUUAUGUGCUUGUCUUGCAUGCAUUUUGCGUUGUGGACCCGACCCUCUGUGCCCCGUCCUCUGAUCCUUCCCAAUUUGUGGUUACUCUACAGCCAUAUCUUAAGACUCAGGUUGAUAAUCGAAGGGUUGCUCAGUUACUGGAGAGUGUUAUUUUUAUUAUUGAUUCUGUUAUGCCAUUGCUUCGAAAGUUACCUCAAAGCGUUGUUGAAGAACUCGAGCAAGACUUGAAGCACAUGAUUGUUCGGCAUUCCUUCUUGACAGUUGUUCAUGCUUGCAUCAAGUGCCUUUGCUCUGUGGGCAAAGUUGCUGGAAAAGGUGCUACUGUGAUUGAGUAUCUUAUUCAGGUCUUCUUCAAACGUUUGGAUGCCCAGGCAAUUGACAACAAGCAGCUAGUUGGACGGUCCCUUUUUUGCCUUGGAUUGCUUAUCCGCUAUGGCAAUUCUUUGAUGGGCAGCUCCAGUAACAAAACUAUUGACGCUGUCAGUUGUCUCAGCUUGUUCAAAAAAUAUCUCCGAGUAGAGGAUUUCAUUGUAAAGGUUAGAUCAUUGCAGGCAUUAGGAUUUCUUCUAGUUGCUCGGCCCGAGUACAUGUUGGAUAAUGAUAUUGGGAAAAUAGUAGAGGCAACUUUGUCUUCUGGCUGUGAUGUUCGCCUUAAGAUGCAAUCAUUGCAAAACAUGUAUGAGUAUCUUCUUGAUGCGGAAAGUCAAAUGGGAACAGAUAAAGCAAAUGAAAAUGCAAUUCAUUAUUCUGUAGAAGGUGGCCACAGUGUACCUGUAGCUGCGGGUGCAGGAGAUACUAAUAUAUGUGGGGGUAUAGUUCAGUUAUAUUGGGAUAGUAUUUUAGGUAGAUGUUUGGACUUAAACGAACAAGUUCGCCAAGCGGCCCUUAAGAUUGUUGAAAUUGUGCUGCGCCAAGGUCUUGUUCAUCCCAUCACUUGUGUCCCAUACCUUAUAGCUCUGGAAACAGAUCCGCAGGAGGUGAAUUCAAAGUUGGCUCAUCAUUUGCUGAUGAACAUGAAUGAGAAGUACCCUGCAUUUUUUGAAAGCCGUUUGGGGGAUGGCCUUCAAAUGACAUUCAUUUUUAUACAAGCCAUAACUGGCAUUAAUGAAAAUGCAAACCAGAAGGUCCAGUCCAAGGUUCUAGGAAAUGUGAAGGGGAAAUCUGAUGGUGGCUCUGUCUCUCAAGCAAGGCUUGGAGUUUCUAGAAUUUACAAGCUCAUCCGUGGUAACCGGGUUUCAAGAAACAAGUUUAUGUCCUCAAUCGUGAGAAAGUUUGAUAACCCAAGCUGGAAUGAUUCUGUAGUCCCUUUCCUGAUGUACUGUACUGAAAUACUUGCUUUGCUUCCAUUCACAUCCCCUGAUGAGCCACUAUAUUUGAUCUAUGCUAUAAAUCGAGUAAUACAAGUUAGGGCUGGGGCACUUGAGGCAAGUAUGAAAGCCCUGAAUAAUUAUUUGUCACAAAAAGAGGCAGAGAAGAUACCUUAUGACAAUGGACAACUGAAGCCAGCUGUUCAGUCUGAUUUCAAUGAGAUGACUUCCAUGGAUUUGAAUGGGACAAUCCAGCAUGAGCCAGCUGGUCAGCCUAUCUUUGAUCAUAGGAUGCCAAUGGAUUUGAAUGAGAGUAUUCAACAAGAUAUUGCUGAUCAGUCAGUCUUUAAUCAUAGUACCUUAGUGGGGGCAAAAACGCGUAGUAUGAGCUCAGGUGUUUCUUUUAUUCUUUCAGAAGAUGAUCUGCAGAAAGUCCAGGCUGACUGUCUUGCGGCAAUUGCAUUGCAGCUUCUUUUGAAGCUAAAGAGGCACCUUAAAAUUGUCUAUAGCCUGAAUGACGCUCGGUGCCAGGCUUUUUCUCCUAAUGAACCCGUAAAACCAGGAGAUGUUCUCUCCAGACAAAACAUUCCCCUUAACAUCAGUGAAACACGCAUCAGUUUGCCUGCCACUUAUCAAGAUCUGAUACAAAGAUAUCAGGAAUUCAAGAAUGCUUUGAAGGAAGAUGCUAUUGAUUACUCAAUUUAUACAGCAAAUAUAAAGAGGAAGCGCCCUACCCCCAGAAAAGGACGGAAAUCUGUAUAUGGGGGAGGUGAUGAAGAUGAUAUUGAUGAUGAAGAGUGGACAGGUGGGGUUCGAAGGCUAAGUAAUAGUGGCAGGAGAGGUAACAGCAAUAGGGGAAGUAGGCAACGAUGAUAGUUGUAAGUAUAUGACAGGUAGGCUAACUUGUACAUUAAGUAGGAAAGGAAUAGAAAUAGGAUAGGAGAGAGAAGAGAAUAGAAAUCUGGAAACAGUGGAAAGAAAGGCACAUAAGGGCCUGGGAUAGUACUGGCUCUAGAUGAGCACUUUCUCUAGCUGUUUCCUUCUUGUAACUUGCUUGACAUGAUAGGCACAGCAUUCUUUUUGUUAAUGAAAUUUAAUUUCUGUAAA
Messenger RNA from Quercus lobata, 6080 nucleotides. RefSeq names its product PHD finger family protein. The transcript has 28 exons. NCBI's taxonomy places the organism in Eukaryota, Viridiplantae, Streptophyta, Magnoliopsida, Fagales, Fagaceae. Bases 396 to 5846 code for a protein of 1816 amino acids. Gene Ontology annotation, cellular component: Scc2-Scc4 cohesin loading complex. Gene Ontology annotation, molecular function: cohesin loader activity; chromatin binding. The record is from RefSeq and is a predicted model, not a curated record. Gene Ontology annotation, biological process: replication-born double-strand break repair via sister chromatid exchange; chromatin looping; establishment of protein localization to chromatin.